Aspergillus neoniger CBS 115656 is the source of this 1125-nucleotide messenger RNA. Its product is annotated as D-hexose-6-phosphate mutarotase. Lineage: Eukaryota; Fungi; Ascomycota; Eurotiomycetes; Eurotiales; Aspergillaceae. Bases 70 to 1032 code for a protein of 320 amino acids. Gene Ontology annotation, molecular function: carbohydrate binding; isomerase activity. The record is from RefSeq and is a predicted model, not a curated record. The transcript is spliced from 3 exons. Gene Ontology annotation, biological process: carbohydrate metabolic process.
CGUCUUUGCUGCUCUUUCCCCUUCUCUCUUUCACCUUGAAUACCUUCAUCUUAACUUCCAACCACCAUCAUGGAUCGCUCUAACAAGCCUGCCGCCAUCGGCGUCGGUGCCUCUCUUCCUCAACCCACCAUCUCCCUCCGCGACAACACCGUUGAAGCUACCCUCCCCACCGGCGAGUCCGUCACUGUUUAUCUCUAUGGAGCCACCGUCACCUCCUGGAAGCUCGCCAAUGGCAAGGAACAGCUCUUCGUGAGCGAGAAGGCUAACCUAGAUGGCUCCAAGCCUAUCCGGGGUGGCAUUCCCGUCGUAUUCCCGGUCUUCGGUCCUCCCCCCUCCAACCACGCUACCUCUGCCCUUCCCCAACACGGCUUCGCUCGGAACUCGAACUGGGAAUUCCUUGGCAAAUCCUCCUCCGAAGCAUUCGGCCGCGACCGGAAGGAAGGCGAAGACGCCGUGAAGUUGGACUUUGGACUGUCACAUCCUAUGCUGAGCGAAGAGUUCCAGAAGGCCUGGCCGUUUAAGUUUGGACUGGUGUAUAGCGUGACUUUGACAAAGGGGAGCUUGGAGACUUCUCUGCAGGUGCAGAACCAGGGCGAGCAAAACUUCGAUUUCCAGGUGUUGAUGCACACGUAUUUGAGCGUUGAGGACAUUACGAACGUCCGGGUCAAGAACCUCCAGCAAAAAGAAUACUUGGACAAGACACAGGGUGGUGCAGCUAUCACGGAGACCUCGGAGGCAGUAGAGAUUAACAAGGAAACGGACCGGGUGUACAAGGCAUUGGAUCCGAAGGUGCCGAUUAUCGUGUCCACGGCGUCGGAUGAUCAGCCUCUGUUCUCUAUCACACGAGAGGCGUUGACGGAUGUGGUCGUGUGGAACCCCUGGAUUGAGAAGGCCAAGGGCAUGGCGGAUUUCGGUCCUGAAGAGGCAUACAAGAACAUGCUUUGUGUCGAGGCCGGUUCCGUUGCUGGCUGGCAGACCCUAGAGGCGGGUGAAUCUUGGGAAGGUGGACAGACUAUCCGGCCCCGGUUGUAACUGGGAUAACAGGAAUAGUUUAACUUUACGUGAAUAAUCAUGCAGUGACGAUGGAUGCCAAAGUUGAGAUUGAAAUAGAAUUUUACCCUAGUA